Messenger RNA from Pantherophis guttatus, 5544 nucleotides. It is a transcript of the gene KIF17, whose product is annotated as kinesin family member 17. Gene Ontology annotation, biological process: microtubule-based movement. The record is from RefSeq and is a predicted model, not a curated record. Gene Ontology annotation, molecular function: microtubule motor activity; microtubule binding; ATP binding. NCBI's taxonomy places the organism in Eukaryota, Metazoa, Chordata, Lepidosauria, Squamata, Colubridae.
GAGGAAGGAAGGUCCGGGGACAGAGGCCGCGCCCUGGGUGUUGCCCUCCUUCACUGCCCCAUUUUCUCUCUCACCUCCCCCCCAACCAGCCAGCAGGUUUUUUGCAUGGCAAGCUCUGCCCGCUUCUAAAAGGGAACAUUGCUUCCCUGCGCUUCCUACUUCGAGGGGCACCUCUGUUGCACUCGCUAAACUUUCCUCAACUUCCCCAUUCAUCCAUUCAUCCAUCAUUCUGCCCCUUUUCAUUCAAAUAAUAAAUAGGUUGUAGUCUCUGCUUUCCCCCUCCCCCCCCCAGUUCAUCCCAGGUCAAUAGAGGUGAAGUGGUUUUUAAGUCACCAACCCUCUGCCCGAUAUGCAAGGCAGAAAUACCUUUCCAGGCACUUCUUUGGUACUGGAACAUGUCUUAGCAUAGUUCCCUUUUGUGUGUUUGUCUCAUGCCAUUUUUCUGACACUGCUCCAAAGCUUAGUGUGAGCCUCACACUCUCCAUUCGUUCUCUGACCACAGAUUGCCAAAGUCAAGGUGGCGCUCCGAAGGGGUGUUUUAUUCUUUCCACUGCCAUUUAUCUGUUUUGAUAUUCUGCCAAAGAGCAGCGGUUGAUGGAAGAGCUAGGUCUAUUGCACCAGGCUUGAGAGGGGACUGUACUUGACUUAAUGCAUCUUCCCACAUUCCUGUUUCUGAGACACAGUGCUUAGUGAUCCUUAGGGUCAAACUGAUCAGGAAAAGUGCCUAAUUUCUUCCAAGCUUCCCUGAGGAAACCCUGUGCUCUUUCCAUGCAGGCAUAAUUCAAAGUCCCUAAUAACAUUGAGGUCUCUUUGGGGGGCCGGGGGGCAGCAAAGCUACAUGGUUUCUGAGCCUGAAAGCCCAUUUUUGGAUCAGCUGCAGUCAGAGCGGUGGAGGGGCCCUGUAUUCCUUUCACUGCUACAGCAUCAAAGCCUUGGAUGAAACAAGCAGAGAUCAUUUGCUGGAUGCCUCCCUUCCACUGCUUGGCCUUCUAUGCCUCUAGGAGGUAUUGUGAGGUCAUAAGUGGGUUCUAGGUGUGUCCCAUAGAAAACUGUCCCCAGAACCUGUACAAAUUCACAGCCUAGUGGGAGAUGGAAACCUGGAACGUUCUGCUGUAGCAUAUCACUACCUCUCUCACAGCAAGACCACGGAAAAUCAACUGCCGCUUUAAUUCCGAUUCCCCUUUACCAUCCAGGCCCAACAUUGCCUUUGGGGUGUUUUUUCCCCAUCCUUGACAUUUUAAAAUUGAUGUUGGUUCUCCCUUCUUUCUAGAAAGGUCAUUGCCUUUUCCAAUCUUGUUCAGGCACAUCUCUUUGCAUUGACUGUACCCGUAAGGGAGUAUUUGUUUUCCAAUUCUUACACUGCCAGGCAAAAUGAGCCAGAUUCCAAGGCCAGUUAUAUCUGAAUACAACAGCUGCCUAUAACUUGCCUCUUUUAUCACUUUGCUCCUGACAUCCACAGAAGUGAGUAGGAACUUCAUGCUCCAGAAUUAAUUUGACCUAGUGCGUGCGCGCACACACACACACACACACACACACACGCCAACAAGCCAGAGUUCAUGAGUUUUUGCCAUGGCCUCAGAAGCAGUGAAAGUGAUUGUGCGUUGCCGCCCUUUGAAUGAACGUGAAAAACAGCUUGGCUGCAAGGUAGUAAUUAAUAUGGACAGUGCCCGUGGUCAGUGCUUCAUCCAGAACCCUACAGCUGAAGAUGAUCCUCCCAAACAAUUUACUUUUGAUGGGGCAUAUUACUUGAACCACAAUACGGAACAGAUCUACAAUGAAAUUGCCUACCCAGUGAUAGAGGGUGUUACAGAAGGCUAUAAUGGGACCAUUUUUGCCUAUGGGCAGACAGGCAGUGGGAAAUCCUUUACCAUGCAAGGGAUUCUGGAUCCACCUUCCCAGAAGGGUAUCAUUCCCAGAGCCUUUGAACAUUUGUUUGAGAGUGUGCAGUGUGCAGAAAACACCAAGUUUUUGGUGAGAGCCUCUUACCUGGAGAUCUAUAAUGAAGAAAUCAGAGACCUCCUGGGUCCAAACACCAAGCAGAAACUGGAGCUGAAAGAGCAUCCAGAGAAAGGGGUGUAUGUGAAGGGUCUUUCACAGCACACAGUACAUAGUAUCACCCAGUGCGAGCGCAUCAUGGAGACAGGCUGGAAAAAUCGUGCGGUGGGCUAUACCUUGAUGAACAAGGACUCCUCCCGUUCCCAUUCUAUCUUCACCAUCAAUAUGGAAAUCUACGUUGUAGAUGAGAGAGGUCAAGAUCAUCUGAGGGCUUCAAAGCUCAAUCUGGUAGACCUUGCCGGGAGUGAGAGGCAGUCCAAAACUGGAGCUGUUGGUGAGCGCCUCAAAGAGGCCACCAAAAUCAACCUGUCUCUCUCAGCACUUGGCAAUGUGAUCUCAGCCCUGGCAGAUGGAAGAUGUAGGCAUAUCCCUUACCGAGACUCCAAACUGACUCGGGUGCUGCAGGACUCUCUUGGAGGUAACACCAAGACACUUAUGGUGGCAUGCUUGUCUCCUGCUGACAACAAUUAUGAUGAGACUCUUAGCAGUUUGCGCUAUGCCCACCGAGCCAAAAAUAUCCGCAACAAGCCUCGCAUCAAUGAGGAUCCUAAAGAUGCUCUCCUGAGGGAGUACCAGGAGGAGAUCAAGCAUUUGAAAGCUAUCUUGGCUCAGCAGAUCAACCUGAAUAACUUGCAAGUGGAAUGUCCUCAUUUGUUACCUCCUGAGGCUGUUCAACCUGAGGACAAGCUAGAACUUGCUCCUGAGUUCCAGCCAGAUGUUGAGAAAGAGAAGCAACUAAUCCGAGAAGAGUAUGAGGAGAAGCUGGCCCAGCUGAAGGCGGAAUAUGAAGCUGAACAAGAGUCUCGUUUCCGGCUCGAGGAAGAUAUCAGUGCCUUGAGGAAUGCUUAUGAUCUGAAGUUCCACACUUUGGAAGGAAGUGUCAGGAAAGAAGUGGAUACAAGUGGAACAGAAAUGGCAGAGUCAGCUGAAGCUCUUUCUGACCAAGCUCCUUCACCCCUCAUCCCUGCUGCAGAUACUGAAUUAUUAGCUAAGGAGUGCAAUAUAGAGGAGUCACCUUCUCCCCCAGUGGACCAGCAAGUGAGGAAAGUUUUCCGACCAGAUACACCUGGGACUGAUGUAAUUGAAGACGUUCUUAUACCUAUGAACCAGCAGGAAGUACUUGCAAGACUGCAGAUGCUAGAGCAACAGGUGGUUGGAGGAGAACAGGCCAAGAACAAAGAUCUGAAGGAAAAGCAUACACGUCGAAAGAAAAUUGCAGAUGAACGGAAGCAGCAGUUGCUGGAAGCUCUGCAGAAAUCAGAUGAGGACAGCAGUGAUUGGGUCCUACUCAAUGUCUAUGACUCUAUCCAGGAGGAAGUGCGAGCCAAAAGUCGAUUGCUGGAAAAGAUAAAGGAAAAGCUGCGGGCAGCUGAGACUGAAAUCAAAGAUCUACAAUCAGAGUUUGAGCUGGAAAGGAUUGAUUAUCUGGCUACCAUCCGCCGCCAGGAGCGAGAACUCCUGCUCUUCCAGCAGCUCCUGGACCAAGUGCAGCCUCUCAUACGACGGGACUGCAGUUAUAGCAAUUUUGAUAAAAUCAAGCGGGAGUCCACCUGGGAUGAGGAAUUAAGCUGCUGGAAAAUCCCAGAGCCUGUUACUCAGAAGACCAGCCUCCCUGCAGCAGUUUCAUCGCUGUCACUGACUAAGGCGGGCAAGAAGAAUUCAUCGGCAGAGAAUGGGGAGACGGUGACAGUGCCAGAAGAAGACCGCUACAAGAUGAUGCUGAGUAAGAGUGAUAGUGAAAAUAUUGCCAGUAAUUACUUCCGCUCAAAACGAGCCAGCCAGAUUCUCAAUGCUGACCCCAUGAAGAGUCUAGUUUCCCACAACUCACCUCCUUUACUGAACAAUAGUACUUCCAUGCUGACUUCCAGCCUGAUAUCUAUUCCUUCUGCCCAAACAGUGGAGAUGCCCCAGCCACGCCCCUUCCGCCUGGAAUCUCUGGACUUCUCCUCCCCUUCAGCCAGGACAAAACGCAAGAAAAGCAGGAACAACCUGAAUGGUGACCCCCUCUGACUGAUGGAGCGGUUGUCUGCCUGCUGUUCUCUCUGGUCAAUAACUAGCUCUCCUUCACUGGCAUCCUGUUGGUGGCCAUUGCUGAAGUUCCAAGAACCCAAUGCUUUUCUUUCCCAUUUGGGAAGAGUGAAAGCAAUUAAAAGGUGCUUCCUAAAGACCAUUCGUCUGAUCAGCUCUCCAUGUUCAAGUUGGGACUGGCACCUCAUAUCGCAACCCAUUCCUUUGCUAUUUUGUACUCACAUGCCAGUGUUUCCUCUCCAAAUCACUGCUCUACCCAGCAACAGGAAGGGAAAUAGUCCCAGAAGACAUGGAGUGGAAGUUCCUGGCCAUAAGCUUCUCUUUUCCCCAUCACACCACCUCCUGCAUUUCCCUUCUUUUUUUGUCAGAAGUCCCUGGAAACUGCAAGAUAGCCGGAUACAUCAUUGGCUUACCUGCUCACUUUGAUCCUGAAUCUGCCAUCCGUUUGGAAUUCACGGGAAGAGUGAGAGGACAGACAAGUUGCUGCCUCAGCUUAAAUGGAAGGCUGGGAAAUAAGGGACUCUCAAGAAGAGAAAGCUUCUUGAGUAGAUUGGGAACUCAGCUUAAAAGAUGGAUGGAACUAAAGCUGUUUAAUUCAGGUUGUGGGUGAAGAGUGAAUGGUGAUUAUUACUUCCAACAGGGCAAUUGUAAUUGCCUGGCAAAAUAUAAGCGCACUGUUGAUCUAGGGUGGAGAUGAGAUAAGGAUAAGUGUCCAAGAAUUACUGUCCCAAGACAGUUGCAUGAGAAAGUGGAAGGACAGGAGAAGAUGGCUCUUGUUGUCCUUCAGCAGAGGUUCUUGUUCUCCCUGUUCAUUCUGGCACCUAUUACUGAUUCUGCUUCAUUCAUGGCUCUUACCUGAGGGAAGAAAUAAACGGGAGAGAGAGGACUUGGACUUUACCUAACAAUCCUUUCCCAAAUCAUCCUACUUAGAACUUUCCAUAAAGCAUUACACGUCUCAUUGGGUGUUUUUGCCUUUGGCACUUGGGUACCAGAGUGCAUUCUUUUUUUUUUCUUUUUUUCUUUUUGAAAGCCUUAAUAUAGCCAACCUGAACCUUCCAAAUACUGUUUUCCAUGUUUCUUCUGUAACCUGAGAUCACUUCAGUCUGGAGUCUGCUACUGCCUUCUUCCUCGCUAUAGCAAGAAAAAAAAACCCUCUAGUAACAGCAGCACUACUGCCACGUCUCAGCCACCGCUUUCUUCUCAGCCGACCAGAGGAAGCUGGAAAAGCCAGUCUGUUUCAAGUUGCAUAGCCAGCAGCAAAACACAAGCUUCUGAUUUGCACAACAGUUCACCAGCUGAGAAUAAUAGAUCAGGAGUGUUGUGUGUGUGUGUGGGGGGGGGGUAAUUAGUACUGCUGCCAUUUGUGUGGGAUUCACGUUUAACUUUUAGACACUGGUCUGUGUUAUUGAUUUGUUCACAUUCACCUUUCCCCUGAACAUAAUAAAUGGUCUGUUAAGACAA